ACUAAGAGUGGGAAGAGAUGGCGCAGGCAGCACAGAGAGGAGAGGACCAUCCAAGGCACGGAAACCAAAGCCUCGGUCUACCCGUGGGCCUUGGUGGGCUGCGGAAGCAAAGACUGACGCAAGAAGGUUCUCGCUUGGCAGCUUGGCUGGAGCUAAGACUAAGACCCACCUUCCUGUGGAGUUGCGUGACACCUUCCUGUGCUAGAAGCAGAAUAAAUAAGCCUCUUGACUCACAGAACAUUCUGGAACACAUGAACAGUGGAAGAGCCCGUGGAGUAAAACUGAAAAUUGUUUCACUAGGAGUCUAAGUCACUCUGCUAUAAGACUUCUGUCCAAGAGAUCUGGGCAUCCGAGUGGAAGGUGUUUCACCACUGAGUAGAAAGAGGUGAAGCAUCUGAGACCUGGAGGCAGUGGGGAAAACACCCUUUCAAGUGCAUCAGCGAUCAAAGAAGGAUCAACACCACCACAUGGCUGCCAGCAUCAGUGAAACCACAGCAACAGAACUGCAGAGCCACAGGAAGGUACACUUUUAUAAGUGAGAUACAAUCCAUCCGCCUUGGGUCGGCUUGAGAGACAUAACAGGAAGUACUGAGUUUUUGUUUUUGUUUUUGUUUUUUGGCCACUGGGCAAGUAAGAGUUAUUGGUCCACAAGACUUUGAGGCAGCUCUUAGAGUGACCUGACCUGGGAUCCAUUCACUGGUGAGUUAUAAGUGUAGGAGUUCAUUCUGGUUUUUUUAAAUCCUAAAGCUGUGCAUAUCUGCACUACAAACUAAUUGGCAAACAUUUGAGGCAAUGGCACUGGCACUGUUAGAGGACUGGUGCAGGAUAAUGAGUCUGGAUGCUCAGAAAUCACUGCUGGUUAUGGGGAUACCAGUGGACUGUGAUGAGGCUGAGAUUCAGGAAGUUCUUCAGGAGACUUUAAAGUCUCUGGGCAGGUAUAGACUGCUUGGAAAAAUAUUCAGGAGGCAGGAUAAUGCCGAUGCUGUCUUGUUAGAACUUAUGGAAGAUGUUGAUAGCUCAGUGAUCCCUCAUGAGAUUCAGGGUAAGGGAGGUAUCUGGAAAGUGAUCUUCAAGACCCCUAACCAGGACACUGAAUUUCUUGAAAGACUGAAGCUCUUUCUAGAAAAAGAGGGACAGACAGUAUCAGGUAUGUUCCGAGCCCUUGGGCAUGAGGGCGUAUCUACAGCCAUGGUCCCCUGCAUAUCACCGGAGUUAUUGGCCCAUUUAGUGGGACAGGCAAUUGCUCACGCACCUCAUCCUCUUCUACCCAUGAGAUACCGGAAACUGAGAGUAUUCUCUGGGAACGCUGUUCCAGCCCCAGAGGAGGAGCCCUUUGAAAUCUGGUUGGAACAGACCACUGAGGUUGUCAAAGAGUGGCCUGUACCAGAGGCAGAAAAGAAAAGGUGGCUGAUGGAAAGUCUGCGUGGCCCUGCACUGGACCUCUUGCAUGUAGUGCUGGCAGACAAUCCGUCCAUAAGUGUGGGAGAGUGUUUGGAGGCAUUUAAACAGGUGUUUGGAAGCCUGGAGAGCCGCAGGACCUCACAGAUUAAAUAUCUGAAGACCUAUCAGGAGGAAGGGGAAAAAGUCUCAGCCUAUGUGUUACGGUUAGAAACCUUGCUCCGGAGAGCUGUGGAGAAACGUGCCAUUCCUAGAAAUAUUGCAGACCAGGUCCGUUUGGAACAAGUCAUGGCCGGGGCGAGCCUUAGUGCAAUCCUCUGGUGUAGGCUUAGGGAGCUGAGAGAGCAGGGACCACCUCCCAGCUUCCUUGAGUUGAUAAAGGUAAUACGGGAAGAAGAGGAGGAAGAGGCCUCUUUUGGAAAUGAGAACCACAAGGAGCCAGUUGCAGGGGAUGGCCAUGGCCAUUGGGAUGAUGAAGCAGACGACUGAGGACCAACUUGGAGCAGGACCCAUGGUGGGUGGGCCUAGGGCCAUCCCCUUUACUAGGCUAAGGCCUUCUCAUUACUUUUUUUCUUUUAAUGUAAUAAAUUGAAAUCAAGGCAUUUAAGCCAAGUCUUGAUUCUUCUUUCUAAGAAAAAAUAUAUAUGUAUCUGAGAGCUUCAUGGACCCUAUGUAAAUUAUUUUUUUGUUGUUUU
This is a messenger RNA of Choloepus didactylus (southern two-toed sloth), 2093 nucleotides long. It is a transcript of the gene PNMA2, whose product is annotated as PNMA family member 2. The record is from RefSeq and is a predicted model, not a curated record. The coding region runs from base 793 to 1887 and encodes 364 amino acids. The transcript has 3 exons. NCBI's taxonomy places the organism in Eukaryota, Metazoa, Chordata, Mammalia, Pilosa, Megalonychidae.